Molecule: messenger RNA, 3282 nt
Organism: Dicrocoelium dendriticum
Lineage: Eukaryota; Metazoa; Platyhelminthes; Trematoda; Plagiorchiida; Dicrocoeliidae
Source: the annotation of a GenBank genome assembly
GGAAGAGUGUGACACACAAAAACUGUCCUCCUUAUACAAUACGUUUGAUGAUAGAGGAUGAACCGGUAGACAUGGAGCUAGAUACUGGGGCGGCGGUCACCAUUGUAAACCGCGGUUCAAUGAAAAAGCUACCACCUUUGCUACCGUGCAACUCGAGAUUACAGACGUACACAGGUGAUCCAAUUCAGGUGUUGGGCAGAUGUUUCGUUAAAGCCAGGCACGGGGAGCGAGAAUUCACCCUGCCCUUAAUCGUUGUACCUGGGAACAAACCGAAUCUCAUGGGUCGAGACUGGAUACAGUUCUUUCCCGAGACCAUGCAACUCAACCAACUCACUGUUGAAGACGGCAGUUUGAAUGGAUUAUUGAACGAGUUCUCAUCGUUGUUUGAAAAUAAACUGGGAAAAAUGCGUCAUUUCAAGGCUUCUAUCAAACUCCGAGAGGGUGCCGAACCAAAAUUUUACAAAGCUAGAUCAUUACCUUAUGCAAUGCGCCCUAAAGUUGAGGCAGAGAUACAACGUCUGCAAUCAGAAGGAGUCAUAGUUCCGGUGCAACAUUCGGAUUGGGGCACUCCCAUUGUACCUGUACUCAAACCUGACGGCUCCGUCCGUAUUUGCGGAGACUACAAGUUGACAGUCAACCAAGCGUCGAAAGUGGAAAAAUAUCCCCUACCACGUAUUGAAGACUUGUACGCGACUUUAGCCGGCGGCCAAAAGUUUUCCAAGCUAGAUCUCAGUCACGCAUACUCUCAGGUCGAACUUGAUGAUGAGUCACAGGAACUGACCACAAUAACUACCCACCUCGGACUAUUCCAGUACACGCGUCUCCCGUUUGGAAUAAAUUCAGCACCCAGCAUUUUCCAACGUAUAGUGGAUAAUAUAGUUAAAGAUAUACCGUUCACCUGUGCAUACUUGGACGAUAUCCUUGUUACUGGUCGCAGUGACUCUGAUCACCUAAACACAUUGCGAACUGUUCUCCUGCGUCUGGAAGAGUGUGGGUUAAAAUUAAAAAAGUCCAAAUGUGAGUUCUUAUCCGAUUCUGUUUGUUACCUUGGUUACAAACUGGACAAAACCGGUUUGCAUGUCCUGCAAGAUAAGAUAGCGCCUAUUGUGCAGGCACCUCAGCCCAAGAAUAGCGAUGAACUACGAUCAUUCCUGGGAAUGCUGUCCCACUAUCGUCGUUUCCUACCUGAUGCCUCGACCAUUCUUGCUCCAUUAAACGAACUGUUACACAAAAACAUCCCGUGGAUGUGGAAAAGUGAGCAUCAAUCUGCUUUUACUUGUGCAAAGAAGUGUCUUGCUUCCGCACCUGUUUUGGUCCAUUACGAUAGUGAAAAACCGUUAAUCUUACAAUGUGACGCCUCUCCAUACGGAGUCGGAGCAGUUCUAUGCCACAAAAUGUCCAAUGGUAUCAUUCACCCGAUUGCAUUUGCUUCACGAACUUUACAACCCGCCGAAAAGAAUUACUCCCAGCUGGAUAAAGAAGCCCUGUCAGUUAUAUUUGGCGUCAAGAGGUUUCAUCAGUACAUUUGGGGGAACUAUUUCGAAAUACAAACUGACCACAAACCACUGAUAUCUUUGCUGAGCGAGUCAAAGGGAAUCGAGCAGAUGUUUUCACCGAGAAUGCAACGCUGGGCAUUAAUAUUAAGUGCAUAUAAAUAUCGAAUCUCGUAUAUUCCUGGGUUGAACAAUCAUACAGCGGAUGCAUUAAGCAGGUUACCACAUGCGACCCCAGACGAAAUACUGGAGGAACCAGUAGAGCUUGUAAAUCUAAUGCAACACCUCGACACCACUCCAUUGACAGGUGACACCAUACGUCAGUGGACCGAUCGUGACCCAACGCUAUCUUCUAUAGUGCGAUUUACAAAAACCGGCUGGCCUACUACAGUUCCCGUCGAUCUUAAACCUUACGCACAACGGAAAAAUGAAUUGAGCCUUCACGAUGGAUGCUUGUUUUGGGGAUCGCGCCUGAUUCCACCGCUAAAGGCACGGCCGUUCAUCAUAAAGGAACUCCACAACGCACAUCCAGGCGUAGCCCGAAUGAAAGCCUUGGCGCGCGGUUAUUGCUGGUGGCCUGGCCUAGAUACAGAGAUAGAGAACUAUCUAAAAACAUGUGGUUUGUGUCAGCAGUAUCAGUCAAAUAAACCUCCCGGUCCGGUACACCAUUGGCGUUGGCCUGAAAAGCCAUGGCAGCGCAUCCAUGCGGAUUACUUUGGACCCAUUAAUGGUGUAUUCUUCCUGCUGCUAAUUGACGCUCAUUCGAAAUGGAUAGAUGUUUAUCCCGUUGCCCACCCUACUACAGAGACAACUAUCUCCAAAAUGCGGUCGUCAUUUGCAAUAUUUGGGAUACCGGAGACACUCUGCACAGACAAUGGGCCAUGUUUCACUAGCAAAGAAUUUGAAAUCUUCAUGAAUAGCAAUGGUGUCCAGCAUGUCCGUACAGCUCCAUAUCACCCUGCUUCUAAUGGGCUAGCGGAAAGGGCGGUGCAGACAAUUAAAAGAGGUCUCUCGAAACAAGCACCAGGAACUGUUCAGACGAGGUUAGAUCGCUUGCUGUUUGCUUACAGGAUAACGCCCUCGGAAGCCACUGGUAAAUCACCCGCGGAGAUGAUGUUUGGCAGAACACUCCGUACCAGACUGGAUCUUCUGUUUCCAAAUCAUAGAGCACAAAUGGAGAAGAAACAAGACAAGGCUGCCGCAUCGCAAAAUAACCACGACUCUAGUUGGCAGCCGGGUGAUCCCGUAUACACAAGACUUCCCCAUGAGCACUGCUGGCAACCCGCAACUGUAAUUAAAGGUGACUGUACCCAAGCAGAUCUUGAAUUAAAUGGUCGAAUAGUACGGCGACACUCGGACCAUAUACGAUCACGUUUUGUUGGGACAACAGCAGAUGAACGUCUGGGUGAAUCAGCAACCGUUCAGCCGGAAACGGAAGCAAACCCCCAGGAUUCUGUACAAUCGUCAGAUGAACCAACGCUUCGCAGAUCUCAGCGUACGCAUAAACCCGUUGACCGGUUCGUGCCAGGAGUAUAAACAUUUCAAGAGAUGAGGGGAUGUCACGUACGCGAAUGACUUCGAUCCGUUUACUCAGCCGUGCGUGGAUUGGUUACCACACACACAGCCAGCCAAUCAUCAGACACACACCCCCGGUCUCGCAACGCGAGUUCCGUGAGUCUUGUACCUUCCUCAAUUGAUUGAUAAACCUCCUGCUGUUUAGACGUCUUCUGCUUGCUGGGAUUACGUGUCUCGGAAGCGUGCGUUACAUGCUUAGUGGUACUACGUAUUA